Molecule: messenger RNA, 2272 nt
Organism: Syngnathus typhle (broad-nosed pipefish)
Lineage: Eukaryota; Metazoa; Chordata; Actinopteri; Syngnathiformes; Syngnathidae
Product: ras-related protein Rab-40C-like
Exons: 6
Coding region: 1-882 (293 amino acids)
Biological process (GO): intracellular signal transduction; protein localization to plasma membrane
Cellular component (GO): endosome; plasma membrane; synaptic vesicle
Molecular function (GO): GTP binding; GTPase activity
Source: RefSeq, a predicted model, not a curated record
AUGCGUGGGAUGAUGGGCAGCCAGAGUAGUCCUGUCAAGAGUUACGAUUAUCUCCUUAAAUUUCUCUUGGUGGGAGACAGUGACGUCGGGAAGGGAGAAAUUUUGGACAGUUUACAGGACGGCUCGGUCGAGUCUCCCUUUGCCUACAGCAGUGGAAUAGAUUACAAGACAACGACAAUACUGCUGGAUGGAAGAAGAGUGAAAUUAGAGUUAUGGGAUACAUCUGGUCAGGGCCGAUUUUGCACCAUCUUUAGAUCUUAUUCAAGAGGAGCACAGGGCAUCCUCCUUGUUUAUGACAUCACUAAUAGCUGGUCAUUCGAUGGCAUUGACCGCUGGAUUCGAGAAAUUGAUGAGCAUGCCCCUGGUGUGCCCAGGAUCUUGGUUGGCAACCGACUUCACUUGGCUUUCAAGCGGCAGGUUCCAACAGAGCAAGCAAGGGCUUAUGCCGAGAAAAACAACAUGACUUUCUUUGAGGUCAGCCCUCUGUGCAACUUCAAUGUCAUCGAGUCUUUCACCGAACUCUCACGCAUCGUGCUGAUGAGGCACGGGAUGGAGAAGUUCUGGAGGCCCAACAGAGUUUUUAGCCUCCAAGAUCUGUGCUGCCGUUCCAUCGUCUCCUGCACGCCCGUGCACCUUAUCGACAAGUUGCCUCUCCCCGUGGCCAUUAAAUCCCACCUCAAGUCAUUCUCCAUGGCUAACGGCAUGAAUGCGGUCAUGAUGCACGGGCGCUCCUACUCGGUCGCUAACAGUGCCGCCACGGGCGUCACGAGUGCUGGAAGCAAGGCCAACAGUAUCAAGCGCUCCAAGUCCUUCAGGCCCGCACAGAGUUCGCCAAAAACCUCUCCGUCCUCAUCGUCCAAGGGCAACUGUAAGAUAUCGUAGUGAAAGCGUGCACUGAAACCUGUGUAUUUGGGUGUCGCUGCUCCAAGAGGCCUCUCGAGGCCACAGCAAUUGGAAAUAAGAUACCUAGACAAAAACGUUAUGCUACCUUGAAUUUACUUUGGCCUAAUCCGGUGGAUUACUAUUGUUUCUUUUUAAUGCACUUGCUGGUGCCAUUUUUGGAGGUUGUUUUGUCCCCACUUUUAUUAAAGAAGAUCGAGUUGAUCAAAACAUUGAACCGAUAGUUAAGUUGUGGAUUGUGACUCACCGUCCGACACUACAAAAGGAAGGGGUCUUCAGUUUAGUUUAUUUGAAUUGUUUUAUUUGUUUAGCCUUAUAUUUAAAAUUAAAUUUGUAUUAAUUAACGUGUCAGCCAUAAGUACCUGUUGGGACUUGACACCUUAGGAAGACUCGUCUAAUUUAUUUUAUUUUUUUUCAAAUCUGUGGUUAACGCUUCGUUGCAUUUGAAAUGUGACUCCUUUCGUUUUUAUAUCAGGGGAAGGUGCGGUCAAUAAACUGCACAGAGGUGAGCAAAAUUGCCCUCUAAAACCAGCAUUGCUCUGUUUCGGUUUUGUAAUGUCGUUUUCUCUGUCCUAAUCUGCUGCUUCUGUUUCAUCCUUUAUUGGAUGUUUUGUUUUGGCCUUUUAGCCCAUUAAGUGAAAUUAUAUUUUACAUUAAAAAUUUUAGAAAUUAUGUGGUGCUGAUGAGGAAAAGUACAAGCUAAAUGUACAGGUUUUUUACUGUGAUAGUAAAAUUGUAAAUUUUUUUUUUGCUUUUAGAUUUUUUGUAAACAUGCUGUGUAUUUAUGAAUGUAAAGAUUUCAGUAACCUGCUACCUUUCUGUGGCCAUGGAGGACCAGUGGAAUGUUUUGUCGCUGCCUCAAGUAUUUGCUUAUUUGACCUUCUUUCAGCCUCUUUGAAAGUAGGCACAUGACAAGCAGUGCACGGUUCCUGGUGACAUUUAGCACCCUUCACUUUGUAACCAGUCAAAGAAUUGACAAAAGGUGUAAAAUGUCAAGUUUACAGCCAAAGCUCAGUAAGAGCACGAAAUGCUUCAUCACAACUUUUCUACAAGCGACUUUGUAAUCUGCAUAAAUGUCUGCCAUUUGAAUUCAGUCAUGAUGUUACCUUCCCAAUAAUACUUAAAUGUGUGGUGAUAUGAUAGGAAUUAAAAUUGUGCACAUUUUCUGCUGCUGCCUCUUUUUUUAAUGUAACUGCGCUCUACUGAGACCAGUGCAUUGGACUUAAUUGACCAACUAAACUCUCAAGCACAAUCUGUUGAUGUUUUUGACGUAGCUGUGUUGUAAAGACUUGGAUGAGAACCAAUGAUUCCCCUUCUCAUCCGGCUGCAUUGAAAACUAAGACUCCCUUGACAAAUAAAAGGUUAAAAGCUA